AUGGCCCGCUUCCUGCUCUGCCUCGGGGCGCUGCUGGCCGGCCGGGUGGCCGCAGGACUGGAGUCCGUCGUGGUCAUUGGAGAAGUUCAUGAGAAUGUGACUCUGCCCUGUGGCAACUUCUCGGGCCCGAGGGGUCUGGUGACCUGGUACCGGAAUGACUCGCAGCCGACCCUCCUUGUGUCCUCCGAGCCCGGCCGCCCACCUGCCAAGACGCGCUUUUCUCUGGCCCUCGCUGGCUCCCUGCUCAUCGAGGCGCCGGCCUUGCAGGACGAGGGCAAUUACACCUGCCGGGAACUGGACCCCUUGAACCAGACGCGGUGGUUCGGCGUGGAGCUGCUCAUGGCCAGUGGCCCCGACCAGCUGGAGGUGGACAUUGCGGCCACGGGCACGCUCCCCAACGGGACCCUGUAUGCAGCCAAGGGCUCUGAGGUGACCUUCAGCUGCAGCAGCCACAGCUCGUGGCCUCCGCCCAUGAUCGAGUGGUGCUUCGGGGUCCCGGGGUCCAAAGGCGAGUCCUUCCGCAGCCACCUGUCGGUCAGCAGCUUCUCGCUCAUACAGAUGUCACACAACCUCCAAGGGAACUACACUUGCGUGGCCACCAACCUGCGCAGCGGGAGACUCCGAAAGGUGACCUCCGAGCUCCUGGUCUACUCCCUGCCUCCCUCCGUUCCUCAGUGUUGGGCAGAGAUGCCACCAGGCUCAUCCGUGUUGCAGCUCACUUGUCGCUGGGAUGGGGGGUACCCAGACCCCACCUUCCUAUGGACAGAAGAGCCGGGAGGUGUGGUCGUGGGAACAUCCCAGCUCGGGGUGGAGACGCUGAACCAGUCCCAGCUGUCCGAUGGCAAGAAGUUCCAGUGUGUGGCGGGCCAUAUCCUGGGACCCAAGGCGGGCGCCAGCUGUGUGGUGCAGAUCAGGAGCCCCUCCGUCCGCUCGGAGCCCAUGAAGACCUGCUUCCUGGGGGGGGACGUCACUCUCACCUGCCAGGUGUCCGGCGCUUACCCCCCUGCCAAGAUCCUAUGGCUGAGGAACCUCUCGCAGCCCGCGGGGGCCAUCCAGCCCAGCAGCCGCCACCUCAUCACGCACAGUGGCCAGAGCUCUGCGCUCACCAUCCGCAACUGCUCCCAGGAGCUGGACGAGGGCUACUAUGUCUGUCGGGCAGAGAACCCCAUGGGGGUUCGGGAAGUGGACAUCUGGCUGAGUGUGAAAGAGCCUUUCAACGUCGGCGGAAUUGUGGGGACAAUCGUGAGCCUUCUGCUCCUGGGGCUGGCCGUUUUCGCAGGGCUGAUGCUGUAUUACAGCCCUGGGUUUUGCUGGAAAGUAGGAAACACUUUCAGGAGCCAGGACGUGGGUGACGUCAUGGUGCUGGUGGACUCGGAAGAGGAAGAGAUGGAGCAGGAGGAGGACGGCGCCGCCGUGGCGAUCGAGGACGAGGAGGAGGAGAGGGACGAGGGGGAAGAGCUACCCAGGGAAGUCCACAAGCACUGCCACAUCCACAGAGUGACCGCCCUGGUGAACGGGAACCUGGAGCAGAUGGCCAACGGCCUGCAGCCUCUGCAAGACGACAUCAGUGAGCAGCAGCGUGAACCUGUUCAAGAGGACGACGGGCCCGUGUGACGACCCGCGGCCCUUCCCCGUCCUGUCAGUCAAGCGCUGCUUCGAUUUGAUCUGCA
This is a messenger RNA of Sorex fumeus (smoky shrew), 1670 nucleotides long. RefSeq names its product V-set and immunoglobulin domain containing 10 (gene VSIG10). The transcript has 9 exons. Bases 1 to 1614 code for a protein of 537 amino acids. Lineage: Eukaryota; Metazoa; Chordata; Mammalia; Eulipotyphla; Soricidae. The record is from RefSeq and is a predicted model, not a curated record.